GUCGCAUCACGCAAGACCACAUCGCUUACUGGCUGCCAGCUGCUGGCCAUUGCCGGCGUCACAGGCUCAUUGCAACCUCGCGCACUGCCUUACUGCCUGCCACUAUAAAUCCUCUCACUUAGCGCAACACGCAAACAGGUUAGUUAGUUUCGUUAGAAAACCAAGCCGAGCCGGCAAAGGAAGCAAGAAUCAAGAAUGGUGUUCUUCUGCUUCUUGGUGGACCAGCGGCAGACGGUGCGGAGCAGCAAGCCGGCGGCGGGGAUCUGCUCUCGGUGCGGCGCGUGCGCGAGCGUCGCGGACAUGGAGACGGCGACGAGGGUCUGCUACCUGCUCACCGUGCACCGGCGCACCUGGCGCGCCAUCAUCUGCACCUUUUGCGGCGCCAUGCUCAAGUCCUACCGCCACUACAGGCUCUACUGAUCGAGCAGCUAGCAUCGUUUCGAUGCUACCGGUAGAAUCGGUCGCCUUCCUCCUCCUCGGCUUUCUAGGUGUAGUGAGUGAUCUGUGUUCUUGGUUGGUGAUCUUGCGCGCGACUGUUGGUUUUUGUUCCUGCUGCUUAUGCCCAGUUUGCAGGUUGUAAUGGCGACCACGCAUGUAUAUAUGGGAGCUAUGAAGCUGAUUUUGUG
Phragmites australis (common reed) is the source of this 626-nucleotide messenger RNA. RefSeq lists its product as uncharacterized. The transcript has a single exon. The coding region runs from base 196 to 420 and encodes 74 amino acids. The record is from RefSeq and is a predicted model, not a curated record. NCBI's taxonomy places the organism in Eukaryota, Viridiplantae, Streptophyta, Magnoliopsida, Poales, Poaceae.